Molecule: messenger RNA, 2010 nt
Organism: Talaromyces marneffei
Lineage: Eukaryota; Fungi; Ascomycota; Eurotiomycetes; Eurotiales; Trichocomaceae
Exons: 2
Coding region: 1-2010 (669 amino acids)
Biological process (GO): nuclear envelope organization
Cellular component (GO): nuclear envelope; meiotic nuclear membrane microtubule tethering complex
Molecular function (GO): protein-membrane adaptor activity
Source: RefSeq, a predicted model, not a curated record
AUGCGUAGGACAAGCCAACAGAGAGAUCCAGCUUACAGCCCUUCUGGACGAAGAUACUCCCUGGAUCCAAGCUCUCCAGUACGGCGCUCAGAGCGUCUAGGGAAUGGAAGUCAAUCUUCAACGCCUUCUUUCGUACUACGCGCUACUACACCUGAUGCUAGGCAGCUUCACCAGGCAUUACGUGCCGCAUCUGAGAGCCCAAGCAAGGAAAGACGUGAUAUCAGAGCAAGAAGCAGUAUCCAUUCCAGCGUCACACCCUCACCUCCGGUUCAGCGAACAAUUUCCAGCACAUCUACCCCUGCAGCCCCCUCUCUCAACCCCGCCAUUACCACAGACAACGAAAAUCUAGAACAACAAACUGAUCGUGGUUUCUCAUUCUUUCGAUAUCCUCGUCUGCCAUCUAUUGGGUUUGGCAUGAAGGCUGCUUCUAUCGUACUGAGCUCCCCGCAAGGUGAAGAUUCUGCCUUCAACGACAAUGCAUCUGUAAUAUCCUGGCAGUUGGAACGGGAGUUGCAUCGGGAUAAUCUACAGCGAACAAAGCCAGAGCCAGAGAUAAGCUCAUAUGGACUUGGACCUAGAGAAGGACGCAAUAUUAGAAAACCUCCUCGGCGAUUAUCGGGACUUACAUGGACUAAUGAUACAACGCAUUCGGUGGAUAACAGCAAUACAACUAAUCAUUACGAUAAUGACGUGAAAGAUGACGAGGAGGAGGAGGAGGAGGAGGAGGACAAGGCGUCAGAGCUUUCUGCAGUAAGGACUGCUCCCGCAAGGACGGUAAUCUCAACAAAUGUUGUCCGAGACUCUGCGGACGAAAGUGUGGCCAAUAGUUCACGACCGCCAACUGCUGAUCAACCUGCCCCAGUCGAUAAACCUCGCCGACCGCUUCUGUUUGAAGAACAACAACAACAACACGAGAAAAUGAAAGAAACGCGAUGGCCUCUUUUCCUUGUCACGAUGACACUGUUUGUAACGAUCUUCGCAAUCACGACAUACUUUCUCACUGGUUAUCUGGGUUCCAACGACUUUUUCCCACAGCAACCAAAAAGUCCUUAUCCUACACUCAACGCGACAGAGGGCAAUAUAGUCUCUCAAAUAUCCAAAGAAAUGACACAACUCGCAAAUCAGAUAUCGGUUGUGUCUAGAGAUGUGCAUGUUCUAAGAUACGAAUAUCAACAUGGUGUUGGCCAAGACACGAUUGUGAAGCCAACACCCGACCUUGAACCACGAAUCAACUUUCUCUCGCCAGGUCUGGGUACGCGUGUCAAUCGAAAACUCACGAGUCCCAGCGUCGGCAUUCGAAGGACACUCCCACGACGUCUUUACGAAGGCCUAACGGGGAAAGGAUCACCACAACCAAACCCUCCUGAAACUGCAUUAGAAGCAUGGGAUGAUAUCGGCGAUUGCUGGUGCGGCGCACCCAGCAAAACCGGCCAGGGACAACUACAACUCGCUCUUGAGCUGGGUCAGCGUGCCGUACUCAACGAGGUUGUCGUCGAACAUAUUUCAGCGAGUGCAUCCCCAGAGCCAGGUGUUGCGCCCCGCGAGAUGGAAUUGUGGGCGCAAUUUAAACCCUUUCACGGCCAGCAGCCGGCGAAAGCAACCGAAACAGAGACGGCGAUCACUAAUGAAUCCAUCACCAAAAAGACCGGCUGGUUCGGUCUCUUUCAUUCCUCCACCUCUUCUUCCUCCUCCUCCUCCUCAACAUCAUCCAAACCAGCUGCCCCAUCCUCCCUCUCCUCAAUCCUAGGCUCAAUCCUCAAAACUCUCCACCAAGCAUACCCCUCCGAUCCCGAAACCGCAUACGCCAACGACAGGCUCUUAGGCCCUACAUAUUUCCGCCUCGGAGAAUGGGAAUACGAUCGAACGGGUAGCACAGUUCAACACUUUGCGCUAGAUGCGUUGAUUGAUUAUCCGAUGCUGAGGGUGGAUAAGGUUGUGGUGAGGGUCAAGUCCAAUUGGGGUGGAAAUCAUACGUGUUUGUACCGGGUUAAGGUGCAUGGACAUGCUUAG